Molecule: messenger RNA, 3006 nt
Organism: Closterium sp. Naga37s-1
Lineage: Eukaryota; Viridiplantae; Streptophyta; Zygnematophyceae; Desmidiales; Closteriaceae
Source: the annotation of a GenBank genome assembly
AUGGAGUGGUUAACGAGCGCCGAGGGCCUGAAUGCCCGUCAGGAGCUGGAGGCGUCCGUUCGUGAGCACCACCCAAACUUGCGUGAUGAGGAGGUCGACCUCAUUGUGGACGGUCGUCUACUACGCAUGGUUCGGGAGCGCGCGGCGGAGCAAGCACUUGCGAGCGGCCAGCAAGGAGGAACCGGUGAAGGAGGAGCUGCGCACGAGGCUCCUGGUGCUGUGGGCAUUGAUGGAGGAGCUGUUGUACCGACCAUUGAUACGGGAAUGAUCGGCACGAGCUAUGGCCAAUUCAAGUUUGGAGUUGAGCACAUCUCCGUGACGCCGCUGCUGGAGGGAAGGCACGACCUUACUGCGUGGGUCAGCGCCGUCCGACCUCAGCUCCAGUGCGCUGAUUUGUGGCAGUUUUGCAACGGGACAGCACCAAGCCCGGCCCCGAACAACCCUUUGCAACGAAGGGAGUACGCAAAGGGCCAAAUGCUUGCAUUCAUGGUGCUGAACCGAUGUGUUUCUCCACCCAUCCGAAUGUCUAUCUCUGGUUUCUCUCAGCAAGAGAAAGCCGGGCAGCUAGCAUGGGCAUAUAUCUUGUCUACUUAUCAAGCUCGUGAUGCCCUCCACGCUUCCCUACUUCAGACCCAGUUAGCCCAACUCAGGAAGAGAGAUGAUGAGACGGCGGAAUCCUACUGCAAUUGGGCCCGCACCAUCCGAGCGGAGCUGCUGACCAUCGGACAGGAGGUCCACAUGGCCACGUUUGCCGUUCACGUGCUGAAGGGUCUGCCACCGGAGUACGGAUUUCUUCGCCGCAAGCUCGACAUUUCCAGCCCUGACAUGACGGUGGAACGCGUGUGCAGCGAGGUGUUGAUGGAGGAGCAGACUCUCUCCAUCGAACAGAGCUACAAGCAGAUCACCAGUGAUGCAUCGGCUUCCUCUGGCGCUGUCAACACGAUGGUGGCUACAACGGGGGUCAACGGGAAGGAAGGGAAAGGAGGAAGGGAGCAGAUGGACAAGAAAAAGGGUGGCAAGUGGGAGAAGAAGCGAGCCCCCUUCAAGGGGCGCUGUUACAACUGCAACGAGGAGGGGCACAUGGCUGCCAAGUGCUCCAACAAGAAGAAGGAUGCAACGCCCGCGGCAGCCGCGAACGUUGCUGAAGGAGACGGGAAGGGCGUGGCGCUCACCGUCGCGUGUUCGGCUGCAAAGUUGUUGGCCGACGACAAGGACUUGUGGUUCCUUGACUCAGGAUGCUCCCAACACAUGACCGGCCGCAAGGAGUGGUUCACGGUGAUCUGUGACCCAUCUGCAACGAAAUCCGUCAAAGGGUUUGAUGGUUCUAUGCAGGAAGUCGCCGGUGUUGGUGAGGUUUUGCUGGAGGGCACUAACGGCUUGCGUGUGACCCUGCAUGACGUCCUCUUUGUGCCAGGAAUGAAGGCCAACUUGGUCUCCCCUGGACAGCUCACGGACAAAGGAGCACAUCUGCAAACCGAAGAAGGUGUCACCCGCCAGAAUCCGCCGCCACCACGUACCGUCAUCGUGGUCCUGGUACCGUCCGUGCAAGGGGGCGGGCAACCCCUUGAUCUCUCGGUGGGCCCUUUGGGCAGCAAGGCACCUACUGCACCUCCUCCACUCGGUCCACCCUCCGUUGCUGAUUCGGCGCCUGUGGGACCAGAGGAUGGUCCUCUGGAGGUUGGCACCAGCAUGGCUGAUCACGAGGAGGGAGAAGGAGAAGUAGCAGUGGAUGAGCAGUCACCAAUGGCCCAUGAGCAUGAGCCUUCACCUGCAGUUCCCCCCAUCCAGCCCAUUCCACCACCCCCACGUCGCUCCAGCAGGCCCAAGAAGGGGGUGCCACCCGUACGGUUUCAGCCAUCAGCCAUGACGGCCCUGGAUGCGGACGAUGAGGACAACCCGUACGACGUGGCGUACCUUGCUGAGGACGAUUGCGACACGGACAGCGAUGACGAAGUGGAGUACCCGGACGAGGAUGAGGAGGAGGAAGGCGCUUGGGGAGUCGAGCAGGAACCGCGGGCUGAGCGGACGCGGGAGGAGAGUGACGAGGAGGAUGAGCAGGAGUACGGCGACGAGCCGGCGUACGAUGACAGCCAAGGGUACGGCGGCGGGCGGGCGCACGGCGACGAGCCGGAGUACGGCGACGAGCAGGAAUGCAACGAUGAGCCAGAGUACGGCGGCGAGCAGGAACACGGCGACGAGCCGGAGUACGGCGGCGAGCAGGAGCACGGUGACGAGCAGGAAGACGGCGACCCUCAGCCGGAAGGCGACGAUCUAGCGCCAGCGGGGCCCCACGUACCAAGCGGAGCCGUGGAGGGAGAGCGCGCGCCCAGCGCGGAACACACCGACACCGCAGCAGCAGCAGAAGAAGAAGAGGGAGAGGCGCGAGAGGAGGGGGCACGUGCCGCGGACUCCGAGCGUCUAGAAAGGCGAUACGCCCCCGACGCGCUGCAGCAAGAAGUCCGGACUCGCGAGGGAGGGGCCCGGACGAUGCAGUCACGGGGAACGCGCGGACGAAGCGGUGCAGAGGACAGGCGCACGACAGGAAUUCCGCGUCGGCGAGCGGAGACGAGGGACGGAAGCUCGCGCGCGCCCAGAGAACCGCCGCCGAGGGCCGAUCGGUACGGAGGCGCGGCAGGAAAGCGGGGAGGAGUGGAGGAGAAUGUGGUUCGCUCGGCGGCGCCACCGCGGGCACCUGGAGGAAGCCGUGGGAGAGAGCAUCGUUCGCCAGAGACGCAGCGGCACUGGGAGGGGCGACGGGAAGAAGGAUCACGCUCACCGCACGAGCAGCAGCAGUGGGGGGCAGGGCACAGAGGGGUGUCGCGGUCGCCCGACCAGCGCCGUUGGCGAGAAGGAAGGCGGGAGGAAGCAGACCGCACGCAGCCAGGCGCACGGCAGCAGGGCAAGGGCAGGGAGGAAUGGUCGCCAACCCCAGCGAGACGUCAGCCGCGUGAAGCCGGCCACCGGGAAUGGGAGCAGAGUCAUUAUUCACCGGCGCGGCGAUGGUAG